CCGAAACGUGCAAUGGCCAAACGGGCAUAGAUGGUAAACCUGUGUAGUCUUCGCUGAGGGUAUAACUUGUUGUUUUUCCUGGAGGUGUGAUAUCGGAGCCAUGGUGUGCAGUCAGACUCCCAGAAGUUUAGGAAGAGGCGACCGGGGCUUCGCUCCGCUGCUGGCUGCUGCUGCGCUGCUCGGGCUGCUGUUCGCAGGGAUGCAACAAACCACAGCGUUCCCCACCUGGAGGUUAGAGGAAGAAGCUCACACCACUGUGUUGCUCAUCGGGAUCCGCAAAGAGGCCCGGUCGCAAGUGCUUCACCUCUCCAGGAACAAGCGCUACACCCUCACCCCGGAGCAGCUGAAAUGGGACAAGUUCAAACUGACAUACAAGUUGCUCUCCUUCCCCACAAACUUGAUAAACGCCAGUGACACGCGUCGAGGCAUCGCCAAGGCCUUCGGCAUGUGGAGCGACGUCUCGCCGUUCAGCUUCAGAGAGGUGCCAGCUGACCACGAGGCAGACAUAAAGAUCGGCUUCUACCCCGUCAAACACACAGACUGCCUGCAGUCCCACUUGCACCAUUGUUUCGAUGGCAUCACGGGAGAGCUGGCUCACGCUUUCUUCCCGCCAACAGGCGAGAUCCACUUUGACGACCAUGAAUACUGGAUUCUUGGAAACAUGCGCUUCAGCUGGAAGAAAGGGGUUUGGCUGACGGAUCUUGUCCAUGUGGCAACGCAUGAAAUCGGCCACGUCCUGGGACUCAUGCACUCCAUGGACCCGAAAGCUAUAAUGCACCUGAACGCAACUCUGACGGGGCGCAAGCUCAUCACCCAGGAUGAAGUGUGGGGUUUACACCGUCUCUAUGGAUGUUUGGACCGGUUAUUUAUCUGUCCGGCCUGGGCUCGGAAAGGUUAUUGCGACAGCAAGCGCAAGCUGAUGCAGAAGCACUGCCCCUCCAGCUGUGAUUUCUGUUACGAAUUCCCUUUCCCCACCGUGGCCCCCACACCCGCUCCCCCGAGGACCAAGCACAAGCUGGUCGUUGAGGGCAAGAGGCUGACUUUUCGCUGUGGGAAGAAAAUAGCAUCAAAGAAAGGCAAAGUAUACUGGUACAAAGACGGGGAGCUGCUGGAGUUCUCUCACCCGAACUACAUCUCCCUGAAAGACGACCACAUCACUAUAGUGGCCAACGCCAUCAACGAGGGCACAUACACCUGCAUCGUGAAGAAAAAAGACAAAGUUCUCACUAACUACUCGUGGAGGGUGCGUGUGCGCUUCUGAAGGCCGCGCCGCCUCCUCCGCGCACUGAACAGGACACAUUCACACACACGGUCACCAGGAGACCUCAUUCACUAGGGCACAUAUUUCUGUUUUUUUUUUUUUGUUUUGUUUUUUUUUUUUAUAAAAAUGACUUUCCUGUAUCUUCCACACACAACUGUCUAUCGUCGAUUGUCAUUGUGUAAGUGCGUUUUCAUAUGUGCAAGUAAUAAAU
Messenger RNA from Seriola dumerili (greater amberjack), 1472 nucleotides. RefSeq names its product matrix metallopeptidase 23B (gene mmp23ba). Gene Ontology annotation, biological process: collagen catabolic process; extracellular matrix organization; proteolysis. The record is from RefSeq and is a predicted model, not a curated record. NCBI's taxonomy places the organism in Eukaryota, Metazoa, Chordata, Actinopteri, Carangiformes, Carangidae. The transcript has 8 exons. Gene Ontology annotation, cellular component: extracellular matrix. Bases 101 to 1261 code for a protein of 386 amino acids. Gene Ontology annotation, molecular function: metalloendopeptidase activity; zinc ion binding.